Messenger RNA from Colossoma macropomum (tambaqui), 2477 nucleotides. Its product is annotated as lysosomal-associated transmembrane protein 4B-like. Gene Ontology annotation, cellular component: lysosomal membrane. The record is from RefSeq and is a predicted model, not a curated record. The transcript has 9 exons. Bases 347 to 1054 code for a protein of 235 amino acids. Lineage: Eukaryota; Metazoa; Chordata; Actinopteri; Characiformes; Serrasalmidae.
AUCAAUGUGCUCAUUUUUUUAAGACAUGCAUUUCCGACCUACACGAAGUUGUAGCUGCCUGUGUUGGAUGUUAACAACGAUAAUUUGCUAGUUUUAACCCUUUUGCACGCACCGUUUGAAAGGUACUGAAGAAAGAAAUCCUAAUAUGCGACCACAAAACCAACUUUACCGCGGUCCUCUAUCCUGAGACACCAGCUGACUAGAAGCGAUCACAGCGACUUUCUCGAACCAGCGCAUUACGUCACUCACAGUUCUACCGCUGAUACUGUGCAAAUCCCUCUGUGGUCACGUGGUACAGGGGACCAGGUAGCCCCUCGAGUAAAGCCGUAUGUGAGCCCUGUGAAAGAUGAUUUCCCCAUGGGAACGACUCCACUCGACGCGCUGUUGUCUCUGCUGUCAUGUCCGAACCGGGACCAUCAUACUCGGAAUAUGGUACAUGAUGACGAGCCAACCUAAAAGUAAUAUUAGUAAUCUCAUCAAUGCUGUGGUCUUCUUCAUCCUCCUCACAGCACUCAGUGACCCGGACCAGUAUCACUUGACAAGUGCUGAGCUAGCCAAUGACCUAGAUGUUAUGGACGAUGCCAAUAUGUGCAUUGCUUCAGCAAUAUCCCUUCUCAUGAUAGUGAUCUGUGGCAUGGCAAUAUAUGGAGCUUAUAAGUUACAUGCUGCUUGGAUCAUUCCUUUUUUCUCUUAUCAAGUUUUCGAUUUUGCCCUGAAUGCACUGGUGGCGGUCAGUGUGGUGGUCUACCCCAAUACCAUCCAUGACUAUCUACAGCAACUGCCAGGAAACUUCCCCUACAAAGAGGAGAUAAUGUCCAUGAGCAACACAUGUCUGGUCCUCAUUGUCCUACUUUUUAUCACCUGCAUCUUAGCCUUCAAGGCGUAUCUGAUGGUGUGUGUGUGGAGCUGCUACAGGUAUGUGAGUGGCAGGAGCAAUGCAGAAGUCCUGGUGUAUGUCACCAAUAUGAAUGACACCACAGUACUCUUGCCCCCAUAUGAUGACACAGUGGCACUCCCAGUCAAGCAAGCCCAACCUCCUUUCAUGUUGGCCUGAGUUAAUUUGCUGUUUAUGAUUGCUGUUUUGGGUCCACUCAUCCAGCCUAUACUGAAUCCAAAGACAGUUCUGAAUCUAUGUACAAAGAUACUGAAUGCACAUUCAAUAAGCUGUAAAUUACUAGGACUGUGGGCAGUUGGAGAAAAGGUCUGAGUUCUGAAGGAUUUUUUGCUUCUAAAUUCUAGCUGACCUCUUCAUGCUAAGAACACUUCUGUUGAUUCUAGUUUAGGGUAGACCAUGGUAAAUGUAAAAUCUCCAGUGUAUUCAAAUAUAUUUAAAUACACAUGUAUGUGGUUUUACUUAUUGAUUUAUUAGUAAUGAAUAAUAAUUCUUCUCAGAGAUAAAGGUACAUACAAGGGCAGGCUCUCUGAAAAUAAAGGCUGUUUAUAAUUAAAUGGCAAGACUUUUUCCACAACCCAACGGUUACCAGCUAGCCACUCAAGACAAUGUAACUGCACAUAUUAAUGUAUUAUUUUAUUACUAUGUGUGAUGGCUGUCCUGUUUUACUCUUAUGGACUUGUCACAUAUUCUGUUGAUUCUUGUUUAGGGUUGACCAUGGUGAAUGUAAAAUUAGAUGGCAAGAUUCUUUCCACAACCCAACAGUUUCCACCUAAUGACUCAAGACAUAGUAACUGCACAUAUUAAUUUAUUAUUUUGUUACUAUGUCUGAUGGCUGUCCUAUUUUACUCUUAUAGACUUGUCACAUAUUCCCACCACACUUCAGCAAGGAUGUUUAAUGGUGAGAAGCUAUCCCAAAGAUGGGCACUAUCAGUAGUCUCACUCGCUUUUUGCUAUUUGUGUUUGUUGUAACAAGUACAAUACACUGUUGUUUUGCAUAUAUGUGUGUUGUUGUGAUUCAAAUACAUAUUGAUCACUGUGAAUGAUCAGAUUUUUAUAAUAAAUAGACUGAUCAACAUUGAAAUAGGGUGUGCUGCUGUUCCUGGGAAUGUCCUUUGCCUAGUGAUGUUAAAAUUAAAUUUCAGAUAUGUUCGAAUACAUCUUUAUGAAAUAAAAUAUUGUGAUCUUAAAUCAUCUCUACUGAGUCUCUCUUUGCUUUACUGUCGCCUGGAUUCUUUAGUCUCAGUCCUGUAGUACUAUUGGCCUAAAUAGUUUACUGAGUAUCACGCUCAGUGUGUGACACUCUAUCAUACACAUUUAACUCAAGAAAGGCUUGUUAAUUCGCUGAUUAGUUAAAUAAAGGGCAUUAGCACUCAAAAUAUGUUUUACUCUAACAAAGAUUACAAUUAUUUUUUUAAUCAGUUGUGUCAAGUAUAGCAAAAGUAAAUGCUACCGAAAAGCAGUAUCAUUACAACUAUCAUGCACGGAUCGUAUGGACUAACCCUUGUGAUUUUAAUUGAUUGAUUUGCAAGUUGACGUCAAGAUCUGUUAAAUAAUUUUGACAGUAAACGUCCCUCAAAGCAUG